AUGAAGGAUUACUCAAAGAUCGGUGAUAAAUCGGUGGUGCAGAGAACAAGACGACGAUGCGAAGGCACCGCCAUGGGCGCCACCGUCUUCGAUCUCCGACCCGGCGUCGGCAUCGGACCUUUUUCAAUCGGGAUGCCAAUUUGUGAAGCAUUUGCUCAAAUAGAGCAGCAGCCGAACAUAUAUGAUGUUGUCCAUGUUAAAUACUACGACGAGGAUCCUCUGAAACUGGAUGUUGUUAUUAGCUUUCCGGAUCAUGGGUUUCAUCUCCGAUUCGAUCCCUGGUCUCAGAGGUUACGCCUUGUUGAGAUAUAUGAUGUCAAGCGGCUUCAGAUGCGCUAUGCCACUUCUAUGAUUGGGGGGCCAUCAACUCUGGCCACGUUUGUGGCUGUUUAUGCACUUUUUGGACCGACCUUUCCUGGAAUUUAUGAUAAAGAAAGAGGGAUUUAUUCUCUGUUCUACCCGGGGCUAUCCUUCGAGUUUCCAAUUCCUAACCAGUACACGGACUGCUGCCAUGAUGGAGAAGCGGCACUGCCAUUAGAGUUCCCAGAUGGCACCACACCAGUAACAUGCCGGGUCUCUGUGUAUGACAACUCAAGUGACAAAAAAGUUGGUGUAGGAAAAUUGAUGGAUAAAGCUUCUGUCCCUCCUUUGCCUGUUGGCAGCCUGUAUAUGGAAGAAGUUCAUGUCAAGCUUGGCAAGGAACUCUAUUUUACCGUUGGAGGUCAGCAUAUGCCUUUUGGUGCAUCACCACAGGAUGUAUGGACUGAAUUAGGACGACCAUGUGGGAUCCACCCAAAGCAGGUUGAUCAAAUGGUUAUUCAUUCCGCGUCAGAUCCACGACCAAAAACAACUCUUUGUGGUGAUUACUUUUACAACUAUUUCACUCGUGGUCUGGACAUCCUGUUUGACGGCGAGACGCACAAAGCUAAGAAGUUUGUUCUUCACACCAACUAUCCUGGUCAUGCUGAUUUCAACUCAUACAUAAAGUGCAACUUUGUGAUCUCUGUUGGAGAGGAUGCGGCAGAAGCAAACAGAGGUGGAAACAAGAUAACUCCAAGAUCGAACUGGGAGCAGGUUAAGGAUAUACUCGGGGAGUGUGGCCCAGCAGCUAUUCAGACACAGGGCUCAACUAGCAACCCUUUUGGAUCGACAUACGUGUAUGGCUAUCAGAAUGUUGCAUUUGAGGUGAUGAAGAACGGUCACAUAGCCACUAUAACUUUGUUCCAGUCAUGA
This is a messenger RNA of Thlaspi arvense, 1233 nucleotides long. The record is from the annotation of a GenBank genome assembly. Lineage: Eukaryota; Viridiplantae; Streptophyta; Magnoliopsida; Brassicales; Brassicaceae.